Girardinichthys multiradiatus is the source of this 3024-nucleotide messenger RNA. RefSeq lists its product as uncharacterized. NCBI's taxonomy places the organism in Eukaryota, Metazoa, Chordata, Actinopteri, Cyprinodontiformes, Goodeidae. The annotation marks the transcript as partial. Gene Ontology annotation, molecular function: nucleic acid binding; RNA-DNA hybrid ribonuclease activity. The transcript has a single exon. The record is from RefSeq and is a predicted model, not a curated record. Gene Ontology annotation, biological process: DNA integration.
AUGCCCUCCACACUUUGGGCUGAAGGUCCUACGGACGUAGGUCUCAUACACUGUACUCCUAUUAACUUUCAGCUUACUUCUGAUCAACCAAUCUGGAGAUCUCAAUACCCUCAUAAACCCGCUGCUGAACUGGGCAUUAGGAGCACAAUAGAGGGGCUGUGGAAUGCAGGUGUGUUGGAGUCGGCUGACUCCUCCUCGUGGAAUACACCUAUCUUGCCAGUAGAGAAAAAAGGGACAGGAAAAUGGAGGAUGGCACAUGAUUUGAGAGCUAUUAAUGCAGCACUGUCCACUCCCACUGUCCCAGUUCCAAAUCCUUAUGUCGCUCUCACUAACCUUAAUCCGGAACAUGCAUGGUUCACAUGCAUUGACCUGGCCAAUGCUUUCUUUUGCCUGCCUUUAGCUGAGGAAUGCAGGGACAUUUUUGCUUUUACCUAUAGAUCACAUAGGUAUCGAUACACUCGUUUGCCACAGGGUUUUGCUCUGUCUCCAGGAAUCUUUAACCAAGUUCUUAAAGACUCUCUACAGGACUGCCCCCUUCCACCACACACCACAUUGAUUCAAUAUGUGGAUGACAUCCUUUUGGCAUCGCCAACUGUUUCAGAAUGUUUGGAGGCCACAGCUGUGGUCCUCUCACACCUUGCUAAAGCCGGUUACAAGGUCAGCAAAGCCAAACUGCAAACUUGCAGAAAACAGGUUGACUUUUUAGGUAGAGUUAUCUCCCAACCGGGCACUGGGAUGUCCCCUACUCAUCGGUCAGCUGUUCUUUCCCAUCCCAAACCCGUUUUUGUGAAAGACAUGCUUUCCUUCUUGGGUCUCACUGGAUGCAGCAGAUCUUUUGUUCCAGGAUACACUGAUCUCACUGCUCCACUUAGGGCCCUGGUCAAAGAACAGGGCAUGAGAAAUCUCACUGCCCCACUUGAAUGGACUCGCGAAGCUGAGGAAGCUUUUAUAGCUUUGAAAACCAGCCUAUCCCAAGCUGCACACUUGGCGCACCCCGACUACACAUUGCCGUUCUAUUUAGAUGUUUCUGUAACAGCACACACAGUCAAUGGCGUGCUGUUUCAGAAAAAAGGGGGAAUAAGAACAGUGCUAAUGUACAUAAGUGUUUUGUUGGACAACAUGGAACAAAGACAUCGUGAAUGCACCAGACAUGCAGCAGGGAUGGCUAAAAUAAUCCAGAAAACAGCCCAUGUAGUUAUGGGACACUCACUCCACAUUCUCACAUCACAUGGAGUAGUGGCUUUUGUGAACUCAAAGAGAUUCACACUAUCACCACUGAGACAACAGAGACUGAGCAAGGUGCUGGAAGCUCCCAACAUCACAUACACACAUGAAGGCAUAAGCAUGGCAGACAGAAUGACAUCAGGAGAACCACAUGUCUGUGCAGAAAAAGUGGAGUUUAAUGAAAAAAUCAGACCAGAUUUACAAAGCACAUCCUUAACAGAGGCAAGAAACCUGUAUACAGAUGGUUGCUGUUUCAGACAUGACACAGAAGGACUGAAAGCAGCGUAUGCAGUUGUGGAGGACACAGGGACAGACUUUGUAACAGUGAAAGCGGAAAGGCUGACAGACACACAAUCAGCACAGAAAGCAGAAGUCUUGGCAGUGAUCGUAGCCCUAGAAUUAGGAGAAGGACAAAAAAUAAACAUUUACACAGACUCAGCAUAUGCUACGGGCGCAGUGCAUGUUGAACUGAAGCAAUGGUUGAGAACAGGGUUUAGGACAGCAGGACAGAAACCCAUCAAGCAUGAACAGGAAAUGAGAAGGUUGGCUGAAGCAUUGCUCUUACCACAGGAGGUGGCAGUUAUCAAGUAUAAAGGACAUGACAGCAGUGAUACCAGAGUAGCACUAGGGAAUCAGGCGGCAGAUCAAGCAGCAAAGCAGUGUGCGGGGUAUCAACCAAAAAAUAUAUUGUUGUGUUCAGAGGUAGGGUGGACAACAGAGCCCACUCUGGAGGAAGUAGUGAAACUACAAAAGGGGGCCUCACCAGAAGAAAAGUUGAUGUGGAAGGUGAGAGGAGGCAGUGAGGACCAAAAUGGACUUUGGAGGAGUCCAGACGGACGUCCAAUCUUGCCACCAGGGCUCACUACAGCAGCCCUGGAGGAAGCCCAUGGCAUGGGGCAUGUAGGAACCACACAGAUGCUGAAAAAUCUCGAACAUUGGUGGCAUCCUUAUUUAAAACCAAUGGCAGUGCAUUGGAUAAAUUCAUGUGAAAUCUGCAGACAGUUCAAUGCCAAACCUACCCUGAAGCCAGCGCCAGGGAAAUUCCCAGUGGAUCCUAUUGCAGGGAAAUAAAUCAUCAUUGACUAUACAGAUAUGACUGAGAGACUGAAUGGGUUCAGAUAUCUGUUGGUAUGUGUGGAUGCAUUCACAGGAUGGCCUGAGGCCUGGCCAGCAAAAAAGGAAGACAGCAAAACAGGGGUGAAGUGUCUGAUUAAUCACUACAUCCCCAGGCACGGUUUUUCUGCCAAAAUCAGAUCAGACAAUGGCACACACUUUAAAAAUGAAGAGCUGAAAGAAGUGGAAAAGUUUUUGGGUCUCAAACAUUCUUUUGGGACAGUGUACCAUCCACAGUCCCAGGGCAAGGUGGAAAGGAUGAACCAGACAAUCAAAACCAAAUUGGCUAAAAUCUGUGCACAGACCAAAAUGAAUUGGGUCACAGCUUUACCAUUAGCCUUAAUGUCAGUAAGAAGCUCUGUAAAUCAGAGGCAUGGUCUAACUCCACAUGAACUGCAGACUGGAAGACCUUUUCCAGGCCCAAAAACCAGGUUACCUUUUCUGACUGAAUGUGAACAAUCUAUGUCUCACCGUGAUUACUAUAGAUCUCGCCACAGCUUGGUUGCAGCAUUCUCAAAACAGGUGGCCGCCCAACCAUCCGAGGCUCGAGCCACAACCUCAGACGCGGAGUGGAUCCUUCUGAAAGUCAUCAAACGGAAGUGGUCAGAGCCCAGGUGGACGGGUCCAUUCCAGGUCACAGAGAGAACCUCACAUGCGGUGAGGGUCAAGGGCAAAGGAGACACGUGG